UGGAAGAGCUUCCUGAAAGAAGAUAUUGUUUAAGAGAAAUGUGAAAGUAGCAAAACAGAAGAGAAUUGAAAGCUGAUACAGAGGACAGCGUGGAAAUUUUACUUCAUUUAUUUAACAAAUUAAUUCAGCAAAACUUUGUUGAACACCUACUCUUAUCAGUUAUUGUCUGAGGCAACAGAGCACAGCAGUGAACAAAGCAGACAGAAUCUCCUGCUUAUAUAUAACUACAGCUGAUGAUGUCUUUUAGUUUCAAUGGAUUUAGAGUUGGCAUCUCUUUUGUCAUGAUGUGCAUUGUUUAUAAGUCAGCAGUCAACUCUCUACCAGAACUGAGUCCUCAGAAAUAUUUUAGUACCUUGCAAGCAGGAAAAGCCUCCUUAGCUUAUUUUUGUCAAGCUGAUUCUCCAAGUACCUCUGUAUUUCUUGAAGAACUGAAUAAGGCUGUUAAACCUCUCCAGGACUAUGGAAUCUCAGUUGCAAAGGUUAAUUGUGUCAAGGAAGAAACAUCAAGAUACUGUGGAAAAGAAAAGGAUUUGCUAAAAGUAUAUUUAUUCAGAGGCAACAUAUUACUAAGAGAAUUCCCUACUGAUACCUUGUUCGAUGAGAAUGCCAUCAUUGCUCAUGUUCUCUUUGCACUUCUUUUUAACGAAGUAAAAUAUAUUACUACCCUGGAAGACCUUCAGAAUAUAGAAAAUGCUCUGAAAGGAAAAGCAAACAUUGCAUUUUCAUAUGUAAGAGCCAUUGGAACACCAGAGCACAGGGCAGUCAUGGAAGCUGCUUUUGUGUAUGGGAACACAUACCAGUUUGUCUUAACUACAGAAAUCGCCCUUUUGGAAAGUAUUGGAAUGGAGGAUAUAAAAUAUGCACAUCUCUACUUUUUUCAUUGUAAAGAAGUCUUGGACUUGACCCAACAAUGUAGAAGAACACUAAUGGGACAGCCAUUGACUACAGUUGACAUUUAUCGAUUUAUUAAGUCAAUGGAAGCACCUCUGCUGACUGAAGUUGCUGAAGAUCCUCAGCAAGUUUCAACUGUUCAUCUCCAACUAGGAUUACCUCUGGUGUUUAUUGUUAGUCAACAAGCUACAUAUGAAGCUGAUAGAAGAACUGCAGAAUGGAUUGCUUGGCGUCUUCUGGGAAAAGCAGGAGUUCUGCUCUUGUUAAGGGACUCUUUGGAAGUGGACAUUCCUCAGCAAGCUAAUGUGGUCUUCAAAAGAGAAGAGGGAAUGCCAGUGGAAUUUUUGGUGUUACAUGAUGUUGAUUUAGUAAUAUCCUAUGUAGAAAAUAACACAUACAUUGAGGAAACACGAGAAGAUGAAGCCGAUGACAUGGAAGGUCCAGAUAUGGGAAUGCAAGAUGAUGAAGUGGCAGAAAGUGUUUACAGAGACAGGAAGAGACAGCUGCCCUUGGAACUCACGGUAGAACUAACAGGAGAGACAUUUAAUGCGACAGUAACGGCUUCAGACAGCAUAGUGCUUUUCUAUGCUGGUUGGCAAGCAGUAUCCAUGGCAUUUUUGCACUCCUAUGUCAAUUUGGCAGUUAAAUUGAAAGGCACACCUGCUAUGCUGCUUACUAGAAUAAACUGUGCAGAUUGGCCUGAUGUAUGUACUAAGCAAAAUGUUACUGAAUAUCCUGUUGUAAAGAUGUACAAGGAAGGCGAGAACCCAGUAACUUAUAGUGGUAUGUUAGGAACUGAAGAUCUCCUAAAAUUUAUCCAGCUCAACAGGAUUUCAUGUCCAGUGAACAUAACAUCUAUCCAAGAAGCAGAAGAAUAUUUAAGUGGGGAAUUAUAUAAAGACCUAAUCUCCUAUUCUGGUGUGUCAGUACUGGGAUUAUUUAGUCCAACCAUGACAACAGCACAAGAAGAUUUCACCGAAGCAGGAAAGUACCUAAAAGGAUGUGUUAUCACUGGAAUUUAUUCUGAAGAAGAUGUUUUGAUACUGUCAAAUAAAUAUACUGCAACUCUUCCAGCCCUGCUGCUUGCCAGACACAAAGAAAGCCAAGUAGAGAGCAUUCCAUUAGCCAACACCCAUGCUCAAGAUAUAGUUCAAAUAAUAACAAAUGCAUUACUGGAAACAUUUCCGGAAAUCACUGUGGAAAACCUUCCCACCUAUAUAAGGCUUCAGAAACCAUUACUUAUUUUAUUCAGUGAUGGCAUAAUAAACCCUGAGUAUCAAAAGGCAAUAUUGACACUGGUGAAAGAGAAACACCUGGAUUCAGUUAUCCCUUGCUGGUUAAAUCUAAAGAACACGCCUGUGGGGAGAGGAAUCUUGCAGGCGUAUUUUGAAGUUCUGCCUCCCCUUCCUGUUCUUGUUGUGGUGAAUCUGCAUUCAGGUGGCCAAGUAUUUGCAUUUCCUUCAGACCAGGCUAUAACUGAGCAAAACCUUUUGUUGUGGCUUAAGAAAUUAGAAGCCGGCCUAGAAAGUCAUAUCACAAUUUUAUCUGCUCAGGAAUGGAAACCUCCUCUUCCUGCUUAUGAUUUUCUACGUAUGAUGGAUGCUGCAGCAUCUCAACAUCCCACUAGGAAAGGUUCUGAGUGUAUGAAAGAAACUGACAUUCAGGAGAAUGAUAAACAACCUGAAGAUAAAUCAGCAGUAAGGAAAGAACGGAUUGAAUUAUAGAGAAUAAAGCACUGGAAUAGAAGUAAUGUUUAAAGCAGAAAAAUCAGUUAGGCAUGAUAAGAGUUAUGAUGUUCAAAAAUGAGCUGAUUCAAUAGGGCUGUGGAAAGCUUUCCAAGAUCUAUUUGGCUUAUUUAAUAGACUUAAGAAUUUAUUUCAUUAAAAAAUAAUACUAAAUUAUUUCAAAUUUCUAUAAUAUGAGCCAUAUAUGUAAUUUAGAAUUUUCUAGUAGCCACAUUAAAGAAAGUAAAAGCAAGCAGGUGAAAUUAUUUUUAAUAAUAUAUUUCACAAGAAAGUAUACCCAAAAUAGUUCAUUUAACAUAAAAAUGAGAUAUUUUACAUUCUUUUUUUUCAUAUCAAGUGCAUAUUGUAUACUUAAUGCACUGCUCACUUUAGAGUAGCCACAUUUCAAGUGCUCAGUAGCAACAUGUGGCUGGUAACUACUGUAUCAGACAGCUCUGCUCUAGACAAGAACUGGUAUAAUUAAUUUAACUUAUUUCUAGCCUAAUGUAUUUUGAACUAACAUAUAAAUGUAACUCUAGUGUAAUCACAGUUGACUCCACAGUGGGAUCAUACAGCUGGCAGUUGUAUCUGUUUUGUUGUCAUGAUGUUGAAACUAUAGUAUUUCUUAACCAGGGAGCAGUUUUGCCCCCAGGGGACUUUUGGCAGUGUCAGGAGUCAUUUUUGAUUAGGGGUGUUACUGGCAUCUAGUGGGCAGAGGCCAGGGAUGCUGCUAAACACCCUAUAAUGCAUUGGGCAGCCUCCCACAACAAAGAAUUAUCCUACACAAAUGUCAAUAGUGCCAAGAUUAAGUAACCCUGUGUUAAACUAACCAUAGCAGAGUGGGCUCCCUGAAUUUUUUGGUUCUACUCAGUUACUGUGUUUGAAAAAAUCUUGAAUAUUAGCUGGUCUUAUCCUGAUAAUUAUCUGGACACAACCUUAUCUUAUAAAUUCUGUUUAUAAUAUUUUAGAAAAGUAAUAACAUAACUCUAAAAAGGACUCAGAGUGAGAUAUAUUAUAUGUCAGAAUAUAAUAUAUAUUGUGUUAGGUUUAUUAUAUAUUCUAUAUAUAGAGAGGCAUAUUAUAUAAUAGAAUAUAUGACAAUUCUUAUAUAAUAAUAUAAUUCUCAUAUAUAUAAAACAUCUGUAAAAGAGAAUCUUUUGUUUUUUUACUUUUUAAAAAUAAACUUUAUUAUUG
Messenger RNA from Eptesicus fuscus (big brown bat), 3809 nucleotides. RefSeq names its product thioredoxin domain containing 16 (gene TXNDC16). NCBI's taxonomy places the organism in Eukaryota, Metazoa, Chordata, Mammalia, Chiroptera, Vespertilionidae. The coding region runs from base 234 to 2615 and encodes 793 amino acids. The transcript is spliced from 20 exons. The record is from RefSeq and is a predicted model, not a curated record.